This is a messenger RNA of Cannabis sativa, 2618 nucleotides long. Its product is annotated as ubiquitin carboxyl-terminal hydrolase 20. The coding region runs from base 208 to 2346 and encodes 712 amino acids. NCBI's taxonomy places the organism in Eukaryota, Viridiplantae, Streptophyta, Magnoliopsida, Rosales, Cannabaceae. Gene Ontology annotation, cellular component: cytosol; nucleus. Gene Ontology annotation, biological process: protein deubiquitination. Gene Ontology annotation, molecular function: cysteine-type endopeptidase activity; cysteine-type deubiquitinase activity. The transcript is spliced from 8 exons. The record is from RefSeq and is a predicted model, not a curated record.
CACAAAAAUUAAUAUUUUUUCUUUUGAGGUAAAAUUUAGAUUUGAGAAGUGAGAGAGGGAGAGUGGCCGAAUUUUGGUUGAAAAAGAAGAAGAGCGCGAGUUUUCCCUCCCUUUUCAAAACCCCUUUCGUUUCUUCCCUCUCUUAUUUUUCCAUUCAUUCAUUCAUUCAAUCACAAAAUUCUCAGUUUCAAAAUCCUAACCUUAUUCAUGGAUCUUCAACCUCCUAACCCUAACCCUAACCCUAUCCCUUUCUUUUCCUACCGAUCCCAGCCCUCUUCUCCUCAAUCGGACCAAGCCAUGCCUCAUCAAGAUUUACAACAACCUAGGUCUUCUUUCGAUUCUCAAUUGGCAGCAAUUGACGAUCUUUCUUUGGCUUCCGAUUCCCCUCUCCAAACCCUACUUUCUUCUCCUCCACCUCAUCAGCCCCAACCGAUUUCUGUUGUGGAUAGCAAGGGUUCGUGUUUGAAUGGCGGCGAUAACUUAUCUUAUGCUAGGUUUGAAGAUAAAGAAGAUCACGGAGAUGGAAAUUCCCCGGCUUCACCUUCUUAUUGUGUUGAUCCGAACCGGCAUUGGUCCUCAUUUGACGACAAUUCAUUUUAUCUUCAUAAGCCGAAACCCUCCAUGGUGGGUGCAGGACUGGUCAAUUUGGGUAACACGUGCUUUGUUAAUGCAGUUCUGCAAUGCUUUACGCAUACUGUGCCACUGAUAAAGGGGCUUCGUUCUUGUAAACAUGAAUUGCUCUGUAGAAGUGGGUAUAGAGAGUUCUGUGUUGCUUGUUCUAUGUACGAUCACAUUCAACUUUCUAUAGAUUCUUCGGGAGGCUGUAUUUCUCCGUGGAAGUUUGUUGAUAAUUUGAACUACUUCUCUGCUUCUUUCAUGAGAUAUAACCAGGAAGAUGCCCAUGAGUUUUUGCAGUGCUUCUUAGAUAAACUUGAGAUGUGCUUUUUGACUCCCAAAACAGGGGAAAUAAGUUUGAAUCCUCCCGUUGAUAACCUUGUGCAGAAGGUUUUUGGUGGCCGUCUUAUAAGUAGACUUCAGUGCUGCAACUGUGGUCACUGUUCAAACAAUUUUGAACCUCUGAUUGAUUUGAGUCUGGAGAUUGAAAAUGUGGAUAGCCUUCCUAGUGCUUUGGAGUCUUUCACUAGUGAAGAAAAGAUUGGAGAUUCUGAUAGUAAGUUCACUUGUGAACAUUGCAAGGAAGAGGUUGCAGUGGUGAAACAGCUUAUGUUAGAUCAGGUCCCAUCAGUUGCUGUGUUCCAUUUGAAAAGAUUUAAGAAUGAUGGGUCUUAUGUUGAGAAGAUUGAUAAACAUGUGAAUUUCCCUUUGGAGUUGGACUUGCAGUCCUACACCACUGGUGCAAGUAGUGAUGAUGAUGAGUUGAUGUAUGAUCUUUAUGGAAUCGUUGUCCAUGUUGGGUUAUCAUCUAUGUUUGGCCAUUACUUCAGCUUUGUUCGGUCUGCUCCUGACACUUGGCACAGGUUGGAUGACUCAAAGGUUACUAGGGUCGAAGAAGAAUUUGUUCUAUCUCAGGAUGCAUACAUUCUUUUCUAUGCAAGGCGUGGUACCCCCUGGUUUUCAAGUUUAAUAGAUGCAGAAAUGAAUUGCUUGGACCCGGCCAUUUUAUCUACAUCACCUCAGUCGGUUCUAGAUGCUGCUGAGAAUACUUGUCCACUUCCAAAUUCAGCGUAUAUCUAUGAUGCUUCGGUUGCACUUGAUGCUGUUAGUCUCCUCCCAAAUCUAUCUUUUGUUGAUGAAACUUGCGUUGGUAAGCCUAUUGGAAAAAAUGAUUCUCAGGGUGUUGAAUCCAGUGAAGUAAAAGUUAAUGAACCUAUUAGAGAAAAUGAUUGUGAGGGAGCUGGGAUCAGUGAAGUUAAAGCUAGUGAUGUGAAUUGUAAUGCUACAACUAUUAGAGAAAAUGGUUGCCAAGGAGUUGAAUCUGGUGAGGUAAAAACUAGUGGACAUGAAAUUUUCCAUCCUCUUACACCGCCAAGAUCACCAAGUCCAGAAUUGUUUGCUCUUAAGACUCCAGUAUCUUUAGGAUCAGGUUUUCAAAUUCCCCGUGGCCAUCUGAAAUCUGAGGAGCGAACUACUUUACGUAAAAGAUUGUCAAACAAGGUGCCUGAUGAUUCAAAGACUAAGGAGGCAAUAAGAUUCAUUUCGAAGAGCAUGCCUAGCUCGAGGGCCGGCAAACUUAUGGAAGCCAUGUAUAGGCCUCAAAGUGCUGCAGGUGCUUCAAGGAAGAAGAAACGAUUGGAUUCACCGUGUAAAAGGGCUGGCUCUUCUAAUGUUAGACAUAAAUCAAGCCAUGGAUCGGUAGUCCAUCCGGUGGCUGCAGUUCUACGUUGACUGUUUCUGAGGAUUUUCUUAGAGAUGGGUUAUAUUUUUGGCCUUAAAUGUUGUUUACCGAAGUGUGUUUUGUUCAUAUAGUAAGGCUUCGAAUCUUUAAAAUAGAAACUAAGAGACGGUUUGUGUUGUCUUUUAUUCAAUUGCAACGACGUACGUGGUUGGUGGUGUAACCUAGUUUGUAGAAUCCGACAACCAUUUUAUAGACCAAUAAUAUUUCACAAGUGUAAAGUACUUUGAUUGUGGUGUAGUACUGUACUAUCUUGGCUUUAAAA